GGCCACCAGGGCACGUGUCCCCAGGAGAGCGUGUACUGCGAGAACAAGUGCGGGGCGCGCAUGAUGCGGCGCCUGCUGUCCCAGCACGCGUUGGCCGAGUGUCCCAAGCGCACCCAGCCCUGCGCAUACUGCGCCAAGGAGUUUGUCUUCGACACCAUCCAGAACCACCAGUACCAGUGUCCCCGGUACCCCGUGCCAUGUCCCAACCAGUGCGGGACGGCCAGCAUCGCGCGGGAGGACGUCCCCACGCACCUGAAGGAGAGCUGCAGCACGGCCAUGCUGCUCUGUCCGUUCAAGGACGCCGGCUGCAAGCACCGCUGUCCCAAGCUGGCCAUGGGUCGUCACCUGGAGGAGAGCACCAAGGCGCACCUGGGGAUGGUGUGCGCCCUGGUGAGCCGGCAGCGGCAGGAGAUCCUGGAGCUGCGGCGGGACGUGGAGGAGCUGUCGGUGAGCAGCGAGGGGACCCUCAUCUGGAAGAUCGCCGACUACGCCCGCAAGCUGCAGGAGGCCAAAGCCCGCAGCAACUGCGAGUUCUUCAGCCCCCCUUUCUACACCCACAAAUACGGCUACAAGCUCCAGGUCUCAGCGUUCCUCAACGGCAACGGGAGCGGGGAAAUCUCCGUCUACAUCCGCGUCCUCCCCGGCGAGUACGACAACCUCCUGGAGUGGCCCUUCUCCUACCGCGUCACCUUCUCCUUGCUGGACCAGAGCGACCCUUCGCUCUCCAAACCCCAGCACAUCACCGAGACCUUCCAUCCCGAUCCCAACUGGAAAAAUUUCCAGAAGCCGGGAGCUUCGCGCAGCUCCCUGGACGAGAGCACCCUGGGCUUCGGGUACCCCAAGUUCAUCUCCCAUGAGGACAUCAAGAAGCGCAACUACGUGCGGGACAACGCCAUCUUCAUCAAAGCGUCUGUCGAGAUCCCCCAGAAGAUCCUGGCCUGA
Molecule: messenger RNA, 942 nt
Organism: Pterocles gutturalis (yellow-throated sandgrouse)
Lineage: Eukaryota; Metazoa; Chordata; Aves; Pterocliformes; Pteroclidae
Gene: TRAF4
Product: TNF receptor-associated factor 4
Biological process (GO): regulation of apoptotic process; activation of NF-kappaB-inducing kinase activity; positive regulation of JNK cascade
Molecular function (GO): zinc ion binding; protein binding
Source: RefSeq, a predicted model, not a curated record